Molecule: messenger RNA, 729 nt
Organism: Penicillium chermesinum
Lineage: Eukaryota; Fungi; Ascomycota; Eurotiomycetes; Eurotiales; Aspergillaceae
Product: cysteine hydrolase family protein
Exons: 4
Coding region: 1-729 (242 amino acids)
Source: RefSeq, a predicted model, not a curated record
AUGUUCAAGCUUAUUUCUUUAGUCGUCUUGGCACUUGCAGCUGCGCUGGUCGGCUCAGCAGAAGUAGGCUACUCGGUCACAACACCCUCGACCGUGACGAACUCGUCCCUAAGCUUUGGCUCCCACUAUGCUGUGUUGAAUCUGGACUUAAUCAACGCCAGCGUCGGUAGUGUCAAUGGCACAGCUCAGGGCCAAGCAUGGAUUAAAAACACUGCGAAGUGGAUUGAUGCGGUCCACAGUCAGUCGCCUCCUCCGAUCAGCAUAUUCAGCAGGGUGUACUUCAGUACUCACCUUCUUCCGGAGAUCUCGGCAAAUGCUCCUUUCAUGAGCACUGUCGCUGCAGUGGGCAACAUAACCGAGUCAUCGGUUUCCUCUCAAAUAUACCCUCGAUUCAAGUUAUUGCCUCGCUACGAUGUUGCUUUGCAAAAGACCAGAUUCUUUGCAGGCGCGGACAAUGCUCUCGUGCAGAUCCUUCGGAGUCAAAAGAUUGAUACUGUUAUCAUUUCUGGUAUUCGCACAUCUGGUGUCGUCCUCUCAACUGCAAUGCGCCUAUUUGACUUGGAUUUCAAAGUAUACGUAAUCGCCAAUAACACGAUUGAAACUGGGGAUGAUGCGACCGCUAUCAAUAACGUCAUUCUGCGAGGCAUCCUUCCGAAAAUGCCAUUGGACGUGAUUACCAUUGAACAGGCCAUCGACGCCCUAUCCAGGUCGGAAGCAACCUACUACUAG